This is a messenger RNA of Lingula anatina, 1329 nucleotides long. RefSeq names its product ribosome biogenesis protein BRX1 homolog. Gene Ontology annotation, cellular component: nucleolus. Gene Ontology annotation, molecular function: rRNA binding. The record is from RefSeq and is a predicted model, not a curated record. Gene Ontology annotation, biological process: ribosomal large subunit assembly; rRNA processing. NCBI's taxonomy places the organism in Eukaryota, Metazoa, Brachiopoda, Lingulata, Lingulida, Lingulidae.
UUUAAAAAUGGUGAAGAGGAAACACGCGGAUCGUUCAAGCGGUGCAGCAGUAGACAGCAAAUCUACACCAAAGGAUGAGGUUCUUCCAGCAGUCAGGACCUCAGACGAACCAGCUCCAAAAAAGCAAAAAUGGACCAACAAACAGAGAGUCCUCAUUUUCUCAUCAAGAGGAGUUUCAUAUCGAGCCAGACAUCUAAUGACCGACUUGCGGACAUUAAUGCCUCAUUCAAAAGCAGAAACAAAAAUGGACAGAAAAGAUUCUCUAUUUGUUGUAAAUGAGAUUGCUGAAAUGAAAAAUUGCAACAGAUGUAUAUAUUUUGAAAUGAAGAAGAAACAAGACCUUUAUAUGUGGGUCAGCGGUGUCCCCAAAGGUCCCUCUGUUAAAUUUCUCAUAGAAAAUGUUCACACAAUGUUAGAGCUGAAAAUGACUGGAAACUGCUUAAAAUCUUCAAGACCACUGCUUUCAUUUGACACGACAUUUGAUAAACAUCCCUACUGGGCUCUCCUCAAGGAACUGUUCAUUCAGACAUUUGGUACCCCUAACCAUCACCCUAAGAGUCAACCCUUCAUAGACCAUGUGUUCACAUUUUCAAUAGCAGACAAUAGGAUUUGGUUUAGAAAUUACCAAAUAUUAGAAGAGGAUGGCUCUUUGGCAGAGAUAGGUCCACGCUUUGUGAUGAAUCCUAUAAGAAUAUUUGAGGGUAGUUUUGGUGGACCAACAUUGUUCUCCAACCCACACUAUAUCUCCCCAAAUGAGCAUCGCCGACGACUCCGCAAGAAAAAUGCAAACAAAUACCUGGAUAAACUGCAAUCAAAGAGACUGCAUGCUGAAAACAUGCGGCAACCUUCUUAUAGACUGGACCCAACAGAUGAUGUUUUCACAACCAUAUCACCUGAGGAAGCAGCUAAAUAUGAGAAGUAGCAAGAUCUGAAAAUUUAUUGUUAAAAAUAUCCGGAUCAGGAAUGAAAGUGUGAAAAAACAAAGUCAACUUCUGCAUCCAUUCUGUUUAGUUUUGACCGGAGAUUCCAUUGUGGAUAAUGACCAAAUGGCAACAGGAGUGGAAGUGAAACAUUUUUUAAAACUUGUCUUUGAAAAUUUGUUUAUUCUGAAAUACUUAAGUAAUGAACAUACUGGUUUAUAUUUAGUCCCUCUUUGUAAGAUCUUAGUCUCUAGGACAACAGUCUGGUUUCAAAUAUUUAAAUGUAAAUGUUAGUGUUUUCGAGGUAAGGUAUGAUGUUAACACAACAACUGAAGCCAUACUCCUGAGACUCCCCAUGCUGUCAAUUCUUAUUGGAACCUUAAUAAAAAAUUGAUGUGUUCUAGUUUGA